Messenger RNA from Hyla sarda, 900 nucleotides. Its product is annotated as interleukin-17F-like. Gene Ontology annotation, cellular component: extracellular region. Gene Ontology annotation, biological process: inflammatory response. Gene Ontology annotation, molecular function: cytokine activity. Lineage: Eukaryota; Metazoa; Chordata; Amphibia; Anura; Hylidae. The transcript is spliced from 3 exons. Bases 329 to 796 code for a protein of 155 amino acids. The record is from RefSeq and is a predicted model, not a curated record.
CACAACCUGGUUCCAUUGUGACGUAUCGUCUAUUAAUAUGCAAAUCUAUUACUGAAUCCUCGGCCCCGGCUCCUGACUGGUUAGUUAUUAGCAGAUUCCAGCUCAGGAAGCCUAUGGCCGCUGUCACUUAUCAGAUAAGAUUUUCCUAUUUGACAAAACCUGGGGUUAGUGCUGAAAUGUCAAAGGAAACCGCUCCACACUAAAACCACAGGAUGAACCAGAUAGCAAUGGUGUGCGCUCUAUAUAAUGGGAGGUCUAGACCUGAGCACCUCACAGCAUUCACCUGCCCAAGACUAACAGAGACCAAUACAGCAAAUACAGCAGCACCAUGGAAGUCCUGACAGCACCCGGCAAGUUGACAGCAGUGCUGCUUUUCCUUGGAGUUACCGCUUUCAUGUCUGUCCAUUGUGUGGAUCUUCAUCAUUUAAAGAAAGCAGCAUGUCCACCCCUCGCUAGAUUACCCCCCACAGUGAAAGUCAGCCUGAACAUAAGCGGACACGACUCCCUUCUCCUGACUGGUGAUGUGAAUAAGCGCUCCACCUCUCCAUGGGAGUACAGCUAUGACAGAAACAUGAACCGAUACCCUGAAAUAAUUGCCGAGGCCAAGUGUAAUAUGGCCGCGUGUGUGGAUGCCCAGGGAAACGUGGAUAACAACUUAAAUUCCGUCCCCAUCAGACAAGAGAUCCUGGUCCUUUACCGUGAGACGAAUAAAUGUGCCCCCAGCUCCAAACUAGAGAAAAAGCUUGUGACCGUGGGCUGCACCUGCGUACGACCCAUCAUCAAAGAGCAGCAAUAGAUAGAGAAUGAAAGAUCCCGCUCCGGCACUAGAGAAACCACCAUGUUUUACGUUUAUCAGACGUUUAUCUGUUGUAGUCUUUUUUUUUUUUUUAAUAAGGAGCA